AUGCCGUUGGCUCCAUUUAGUCAGAGAAUUGCCAAUGAUUUGACCUUGUUCAAGCUCGAUCCCCAAUGGCCAAAACAUCAAAUGCCUGUUGUGAGUUGUUGUGAGAUAAAGUUUACAUUAUCGAUGACAUCUGCUUUAGGUGGUAUUUUCAGGACUCAGUUAGAAUUCCCCCUCAAAUGAUUCCCGACCAGGAUGCAGAGUUCAAUCUUUUGAUUCAAGAGAACGAACUCUGGCAGGAGAACCGCCCUUCCGCUUUUUGUUUCGACCACGCGCAUUCCUCAUAA
Messenger RNA from Bursaphelenchus xylophilus (pine wood nematode), 284 nucleotides. NCBI's taxonomy places the organism in Eukaryota, Metazoa, Nematoda, Chromadorea, Rhabditida, Aphelenchoididae. The record is from the annotation of a GenBank genome assembly.